AUGGCCUCCUCCUCCUCCCCGUCGCUCCAGUUUGCCUCCCAGGCCUCCCCGGGCGACCCUGUCUCCGUCCUCAUCCUCGUGGAGGACUCCCAGGCCAUGGCCGCAAACUGGCCCGACGUCCGCACAUAUUAUCUCCCCAAAUUACUCGACUCCCUUCGCACGGCAGAUCUCUCCGUCCCCAUGCGUCUCUGGUGGCUCACCAGCUCCCCCUCCUUCUCCCCGUUCACCACCCCCAUCACCCACCCCGCACAGUGCAACGAGCUCCCCGACCUCGGCCUCGGCCUCGCCGCAGAGACGUCCAUAUCCACCUCCACCAUCCGCCGUAGCAUGAACAUAUACGCCAGCUCAAAUAAGCCCCGCCGUGGCAGCCACCACCUCGUCAUCGUCGCUGCCUCGCCCCUCCUCGGCGGCGGCGAGGGCCCCAGCCCCAUGCAGAGCGGCAUCGACCCCUGGCUAGGCAUGGCCUUGGCGCUUUGUCAGGUAUCGCGUAGUACCUUGCCUCCGUGGCCACGGCCUUAG
This is a messenger RNA of Fibroporia radiculosa, 519 nucleotides long. RefSeq lists its product as uncharacterized. Lineage: Eukaryota; Fungi; Basidiomycota; Agaricomycetes; Polyporales; Fibroporiaceae. The coding region runs from base 1 to 519 and encodes 172 amino acids. The record is from RefSeq and is a predicted model, not a curated record. The transcript is spliced from 3 exons.